Molecule: messenger RNA, 978 nt
Organism: Dentiscutata erythropus
Lineage: Eukaryota; Fungi; Glomeromycota; Glomeromycetes; Diversisporales; Gigasporaceae
Source: the annotation of a GenBank genome assembly
GUUAGCAGAACUACGCUCACGGAUGAGCAAAGAUUAGAAGUUAUUAAACACAGAAACGAAAAUUCAAAUGAAACCCAUGAUGAUACUGUUAAAUGGAUAAAGAAUACAUAUAAUCUUGAUAUUCAUCGUACUACAAUUGGACGCUUAUUGAAGCGAAAAAAUGAUAUUAAAGAAGGUUCCUCCUCAAAAAGAAUAAAACCUGUUCAACAUAAAGAACUUGAUCAUCUUCUAAAUUUGUCUGUAGAUCAGUUCAAGUUUUUGGUAGGAUGGUUAGACAAAUUUAAAAAAAGAUAUGGAAUUUCUAAAAUUAAAUGUCAUGGAGAAGUUGCUUCAGCUGAUCAUAAUGCUGCGGAUACUGCAAUUCCAAGGCUAAAAAUUUUAUUAGCUCAAUAUAAUCUUCAAGAUAUUUACAAUAUGGAUGAGACUAUUAUCUUGAACCUGAUACUACACUGGCUACAACAAAUACAAGAUUUUGAUCAAAAAAUGACUGAGUGUAAUGUUAUCCUUUUAAUAGAUAAUGCUGAAAGUUAUAAAUUUGAUGGUAUAACUCUUAGAAAUAUGAAGCUACAUUUUUUUCCUCCUAAAACAACAAGUAAAAUUCAACCAUUGGAUGCAGGAUUUAUUGUAAAUGCUUGGCAUAAUAUUUCUUCAACGACGAUUAAAAAUUGUUUUAAUCACACAAAAAUUCUUCCUGAAAUUUUAGAAUCAGAAAUUAAUGAAGGAAUAGGAGUAAAUACUGAGAAUUCAUUUACAACUACUAAUGAACUAAGUGAUCUUGAACUUCAAAUAACUAAGGAAGUUGAUGAAUUUUUAGAACAAAAUAUGACCAAUAUGCUACCUACUGAUCAAGAAAUCAUAGAUUUAGCAAGCAAAGAAGUUAUAAACCAGAAACCUGUGGAUUCUAAUAAUGAAGAGCCUGAGGUUACAAAAAAAGAAGCAUUAAAUGCACUUGAUACGCUUUCUUUAUAUCUCUUGUAG